Molecule: messenger RNA, 560 nt
Organism: Photinus pyralis (common eastern firefly)
Lineage: Eukaryota; Metazoa; Arthropoda; Insecta; Coleoptera; Lampyridae
Exons: 3
Coding region: 59-448 (129 amino acids)
Molecular function (GO): odorant binding
Source: RefSeq, a predicted model, not a curated record
UAUACAGCAUAAAGUUUCUCACGUCAAAGUCACUUGGCUAAAAAGCAACUUGGUCACGAUGAAGCCCCUUCUGGUACUCUGUCUUUUGAUUUCCAUUGCAGCACCAAAAAAGUUACCCGUCGCUUUUCAAAAAAUGUGGGGCGAGCUUGCGGGCGGUUUUCAAGCGGGGUGCGCUGCAGAGAACAACCUCGACAUGGAGGCCGCAAGUGGCAUAAUAACAAGAUUUGAGGCGCCCGACAUUGCGCCGGUGCAUUGUUAUGUGAAAUGCAUGGUUGAGAAAAUGAAAUUUAUGACUCCCGAUGGAAAAAUGGAUAAGGCGAUGGUGGUGGAUACGGUUCAUCUCUUCACGAACGAACUUGUUGACAGUUGCGUCAUCCAAGAAGAGAAUAGCUGCAGAAAGGCGUACUUGGUGUCGCUUUGUGUGCUAAACGGGAUCGCUGAAGACUAGUCGUUUAGCCAAGGUAGUCGUGGUUAAAGCUUUUACUUUCUUCUGGAACCCUCUGUAUAUACUCUUAAAUAAAUAAGGCAAGUGUAACAGCAAACAAGAAAUUUACAGUGAU